Molecule: messenger RNA, 1316 nt
Organism: Corythoichthys intestinalis (scribbled pipefish)
Lineage: Eukaryota; Metazoa; Chordata; Actinopteri; Syngnathiformes; Syngnathidae
Product: triple functional domain protein-like
Exons: 7
Coding region: 229-795 (188 amino acids)
Source: RefSeq, a predicted model, not a curated record
AAUAAAAGAAAGAAAAAAGAUAUUAGUUGAAUUUAAGUUCUCCCGUAGUAGGUCCAGAGGAGUUGGCGCCAAAACAUUAUGACGUCAUAAAGAGACGACUGGCCUUUGAUGUCACGUGAGCAUCUCAACAGCAUCCAAACGAGCAGGUAGGAAUCGGUCAGAUGCUGCAUUCGAGCGCACGCGAUUCAUCGGAAGGCACGCGUCUCAUUUGGAAGAAACUUUUCUACCAUGGAACACCUCACGUCUGAACUUACUGCAUUCGUUGAAUGGUUAGGAGAAUACAGCUCAGAGCUUACUGCUGGUUCUUCAGAAGGCAAAGGCUCUGCAAUAGGGAAGACCACUCCUCAUGACACGGACUGGAAAAGAGACAACGCUGAGGAUAAGACAACUAACUGGCUACAGCUCUUGCCCAAAACACACGGCAAACGGCAAGUGGUCAUUGCCUCUCUGGCUUUCCACAAGACCUGGGCACAGGUAUGUCGUCAGCUGGAAAGCCUGGAGGAGGAGUACAAGAGAAUGGAUGACUGCUGCUGCGCAACAGGCAAGCCUAACUCCAGCGCUCAGAUGGAUCUUGUGACUUCCAUGAUCAGGAAACACCUGGAACAGAAGGAAUUCUUCCUCAAGGCCUUUAUGUUAACCGAGGGAAUCGCAGAUAUCUUCUACCAGUACGUGGAGAUGAACGGCUCUACAAUGGGAAGGCUGGGUCACGACCAAGAAGAGAAUGUUGCAGCACAUGAAUCAACUAGAUGGGCGGGGCUGCACACCUGCGACGCAUCAGGAGCACUUAUUAUUUAAGGAGUCCUGUCACCAUACACAAGUGUCGGACUAUUGCAUAUGCUUGUUACCUGCCUUGCUUACCGCUGUGUGCUCAUCGUCAUCCUCGGUGGUUCCCGACGUUCUUCGGUCGUGUUCUGACACAUUGCAUGGGGAAUACAUGAUGCCAAGAUUGUGUCAUACACUCAAGCGCGGGCAUAAACUGGAGUUUAAAGGAACAGGUCUCGCUUGGCAAAAGUGGCUCAACAAAAGCGUGUGGUGGCCAAACCAUAAUUAAGAAGUCAGGUGGUUGGCAACAAGUUCAACAAUGGUCGUGAGAUGAGAGCGCAAAAAGAACAACACUUGGACCACAACCAUGAUGGACAACUGUAAAAUGUAAAAAACUGUAUAGCUGUAUGGUACCGGUCCAAAAAGUGAAGUUUUCAUUUAUUUUUGUACUUUUGGGCUGUUGUACUAGUGUAUAUAUUUUUUGUAUAUAGUUAUAUGUAUUUUACUUAAUAAAUUGCUAUUGGUAUGUGUAACAGAAUGUUUUUGGUCUUGUU